Messenger RNA from Hemiscyllium ocellatum (epaulette shark), 4010 nucleotides. RefSeq names its product Na(+)/H(+) exchange regulatory cofactor NHE-RF2 (gene nherf2). Gene Ontology annotation, cellular component: apical plasma membrane. The transcript has 7 exons. Gene Ontology annotation, biological process: protein localization to plasma membrane. The record is from RefSeq and is a predicted model, not a curated record. The coding region runs from base 475 to 1524 and encodes 349 amino acids. Gene Ontology annotation, molecular function: signaling receptor binding; protein-membrane adaptor activity. NCBI's taxonomy places the organism in Eukaryota, Metazoa, Chordata, Chondrichthyes, Orectolobiformes, Hemiscylliidae.
UGCGUCCUGCUGUCAUUUGGGACGAUUAGCAUUUUAUGUCGGGCUCGCUCUAUUUAAAAUGUGGUUUCGCUCGGCAACUUUUUGAUGCAAACGAGAAGGAGGGAAACAAAAGCUGUUUUAUGUGGGUUGCAUACAGCCAGAGGAUAUUUUUUUCUCUGGUUGUGUGCAGGCUGGAAGUUUGCGAGGAGACUUUGAGGGGAGGUGCGUGGAAGCCGAGGCUGCUUCCCUUGCGUUUGGCGUUGCCGGUGGAAAUUUAACUCCAAGGCUGGGGGAGUUGUCACUGGGACUGAGCGGAUUGCCGGACCGGGAGCGUGCAACAGCGUCGGAGGGGGGGCGUGAGAGCACAUAACACACACUCUCUCUACUGGGGAAUAACCGCAAAGGCGAGGCGGGGAGAGGGGAAUAGAGGGGAGAAGAGGAAAAGUUUUUAUUUCUACGGGAGUGACCCUGAAAUUGCAAGAGGGGACCGGGAGGAUGGCCAAAGACCACCUGAAGCCCCGCUUGUGUCAUAUGAUAAAAGGGGAGAACGGCUACGGUUUCCACUUGCACGGCGAGAAAGGCAAAAGCGGCCAGUACAUCCGAAAAGUGGAACCCGGCUCACCGGCGGAGGCAUCGGGUCUGCACGCCGGGGACCGGGUGGUCGAAGUUAACGGCGAGAAUGUGGAGAAGGAGACGCACCAUCAGGUUGUACAGAGGAUCAAGGCAGUGGAGAAUGAGACAAGACUGCUGGUAGUGGAUAAGGAGACCGAUGAAUACCUGCAUAAUCAACGGCUCGCUAGUACAGAGGACUAUGGCCAGAGCCUCCCACCAGAUAAGACCAAGGAUAAUGGUGAAGUAUGGAAACCGCAAGUAGUCCUGAGCAGUGGCGAGCCUACAAGAUUAUCAAACAGGUCCAUUGAUAGCAACAAAAAGAACUUGAAUGCUGUGAGUGCCGCUUGGCUAAACCAGAAUGCAGUGGAGUUGGGUGAAAACAGAGAGUUGCAACAGUUAGUCAAUGGACAAACCAAAGAACUGUGCCCUCGGUUGUGCUGCAUGCAGAAGUGCCAAAAUGGCUACGGCUUUAACCUUCACAGUGAGAAAGCAAAACCAGGGCAAUAUAUCCGAUCUGUCGAUCCAGAUUCCUGUGCUGCUAAAGCUGGCCUGCGGCCUCAGGACAGAGUUGUGGAGGUGAAUGGUGUGAACAUUGAAGGGAAGAAGCAUAGUGAAGUUGUAGCUCAUAUCAAGGCCUGUGAAGAAGAGGCUAGGCUGUUGGUGGUGGAUCCAGAAACAGAUCAGUACUUCAAGAAACUUGGAAUAACUCCAACUGAAUCACAUUUGAAAGGGCCUUUGCCACAACCGCUGGCAAAUGGAUCACCGCGAACACAGGUGAAAGGAGAACUGGAGAAUGACCCGUUUGUAGAGAGUGGAUUGAAUCUAAGUCCUACAGCAGCUGAAACCAGAGAGAAAGUGCAGGCUAAACGUAAGAACAAGAGGGCACCUCCAAUGGACUGGAACAAGAAGCAUGAAAUUUUCAGCAACUUUUAAACUGGAUGGAUUGUCCUAUGAACAUUUCUGUACUCCUGACCUUCAAGCAGACUUAACAUCAUUCAAUUUUUUUUUGCCCCUCUGUAUCAAUUUGCUGGCAUGGUAGAAAAAAAUGCCUGUUAAUAUGAUCAUUAAAAGACUGUGACCAAAACAUAUUUAUGCCAGCUGCUUAUUUGCUUUGUGCUUGAGGUAUAUCUUGCAUAAGAUUUGUUGUAGCGCAGUUUUAAUCAAGCUAAAUGACUGUGUUUUUCCAUCAGGUUUGUUUUUUUUUUGCUUAAUUUUUUUUUACAAGGGCUGGGUUCUGGUUAUUGCAAUUAGCCUUCAUUACAGGACAGAAUAACUGGAUUAUUAGUCUUACUUUCUGAAGUAGAAUGUCUUUUGUGACAGUUCGCAUAUGAUUUUAUUUGUCUCGUCUAAUAGCCUCCAGUCUGCCAAUCCUUACACUCGAGCAACAUGCUGGCCUUUCUGUUAAGUGUUUAUAGAGCUGCCUGGUUAAGUGUCUUUGUUUACCUGGUCCUGUUUUUUUUAACACUGUCACAGGUUAUAGUUUCACCAGAUGGUGCUUGAAAUGCAGUCUUAUUAGUUUUAAUGGAAUUUACAAAUCGUGAGGCAGGUAAGAGGGGGAGGUAUGUGGCGUAUUAUAUUCCUGAGCAUUAAAGCCUUCAUGUAAUACACUAGAUAGAGGAACCAUUUACUGCACAUAAGAAAUGUCUCAACUCUUUUAUUUUUGUAUACUAACUGCUGUUUUAGGCAGCAUUGAAAAUAUUUUUUACGUAUUUUCCCCGCAACAUUUUCACGAGAUUUAUAGUGAUUGUAAUCAGUCACUAAGCAAACGGAGUUAUUUCAAGCAAUGACAAUUGAGUGCUAAUAAUAGAGAUUAAAUAUUGUCUCAGCACGCACUGAAAUAUCAUUGGAUGGCGUUGGGGAUAGCAAGGUAUAUUCAAUACCAUCACUGGUUGUCCAUUAAUAAGCACAUGCUUCACAAUAGGUUUAGAUUGAUUUUGUUCAGAAGUAAGGUUCAUUUGUGGGUUUUAUCAACAAAAUACAAUGGUUGGAAUUAACCAAACUAACUUGAAGUAUUCAUGUUGAUCCCCGAAUGAAUACAGUAAUAAAAUCUAUUUGAAACAUGUAUUCUAAGGAUUCCUGCAGGUCGGUGCUCUAAUGAGGUGAAAGUAGUUGAAAGAAUUGGUUUGAGAUCGUCAAAAAUGUAUUUGCUGCAUUGACUGAGAAUUGCAAAGGGUGGGAGGUCAAUACAUUUCAGUGUUUUAGAUUCUGACCAGCUCUUCCUGUUUAAACUACAUUUUCCACUACGUUACCUUUUUAAAUGUUUUCUGAGAAUAGAAUAAAUCACUUUGUGUGCACGUGUGCUCUAGUUGCAAGCGAGACCCCCUUCUGCAGCUGGCUGCAAUUCUUGGAUAAUUUUUUUGUUGUUGCAAUGCUCAGCUUUUAACUUUGUACUCUUGUGACACACCGUGGCUGUCUUGUUUCCAACCUCGUAUAUUUUAAUGACUCUUACUCACAAGGCCAAAAUCUAGGUGCCACAUUUUGAAUAGUUUCUACAUAUUCAAGGUAUAAAAUAAUGACAAACAUUGCUUAACACUGCUAAUGGAGGAUAACACUGUUUGGGAUUUGCAUGGAUCUUGUAACUUCUUAGACUGAAACAACCACAAACAUUCAACAUAUCUUUGUAUAAAACCUGAAAAUGUUGGAAAACUCGGCAACUCAGGAAGCAUCUUUGGAGAGACAAAACAGUGUUAAUAUUUCAGAAAUACAAACAUAGCUUUGGACAAACUAAACAAGAUCAGCAGCACCUGUGGAAAGAGAAACCAUUAAUUGGACUUGAAGCAUCAAGUUUAUUUCUGUCCACGAAUGCUGCCAUACCUGCUGAGUUGCUCCAGCACUUUAUUUUUAUUUCAGAAUAUCCAGCAACUGUAAUAUUUUGCAUUUAUUUUAGGGUUAAUAGUUCAAGUUGAUUACUAUCACCAUUAAAAUCUUAUAGUGGAUCAUUUGAUCUGAAAUAUUUAAUGCUCUGUAUUUCUCUCUAAGAUGCUAACUGAUCAUCAUUUUUUUGUUUCUGAUUUUCCAGCAUUCACAGGAUUUUUAUGUUGUUUUUAUUUCAGUUUAAAGUAUUAGAAACAAAAUGAGCUGGAAAAAGUGAAAUGCUGAUUAGGAAAAUUAGAUGGUUUGUGGACUGUCGUCAGCCUUGAGAGGUGGAAAGUAUUAAUCAGCAUGAAAACCAUCUGUUAUAGGAACUGAAUAAUCUUUGCUUUCUAGCUGAAUACAUUUCAGUCAAUAAUGCAAGAUAAAUAGCUACUUGAAGGAAGCAUGUAAACAUUUAUAUAAUCAGGCAGAUUUCUGAUACCAGUGAUUUGUGCGGUCAUUAUGUCUUAUACGUCUGGAAAUCUAGUUUGAAAACCUCAUAAGCACAUUUCAGUAACUUGUAUAAUAUGGUCUUCUGUGUAUACUGUAUAUUGUCAAUAAAUGUA